Molecule: messenger RNA, 945 nt
Organism: Puma concolor (puma)
Lineage: Eukaryota; Metazoa; Chordata; Mammalia; Carnivora; Felidae
Gene: WDR38
Product: WD repeat domain 38
Biological process (GO): mRNA splicing, via spliceosome
Cellular component (GO): U4/U6 x U5 tri-snRNP complex; nucleus
Molecular function (GO): protein binding; U4 snRNA binding; U6 snRNA binding
Source: RefSeq, a predicted model, not a curated record
AUGAACAGCGGGUCCGCAGGAAGGCUGGCCGUGGGGAGAGUGAAAUUCUUCGGCCAGCACCGCGGGGAGGUCAACUCCUCAGCCUUCUCUCCCGACGGCCAGAGGCUGCUCACAGCCUCUGAGGAUGGCUAUGUGUACGGCUGGGAGACCCAGAGUGGGCGGCUGCUGUGGAGGCUGGGUGGCCAUGCAGGCCCCAUCAAGUUCUGCCGCUUCUCCCCUGAUGGCCACCUUUUUGCCACGACCUCUGGUGACUGUACCAUCCGCCUGUGGGAUGUAGCAGAAGCCAAGUGUCUGCAUGUCCUGAAGGGUCACCAGAGGAGCGUGGAGACGGUUAGCUUUAGCCCUGACUCAAAGCAGCUGGCAUCGGGUGGCUGGGACAAGCGGGUGGUGCUCUGGGAGGUGCAGUCUGGCCAGAUGCUGCGCCACUUAGGAGGGCACCGAGACUGUGUCCAGAGCAGUGACUUCGCACCCAGCUCAGACUGCGUGGCCACUGGCUCCUGGGACUCUGCUAUCUGCAUCUGGGACCUGCGGACGGGGACCCCAGUGACCUCCCACCAAGAGCUGGAGGGCCACAGUGGCAACAUCAGCUGCCUGUGCUACUCAGCAUCCGGCCUCCUGGCUUCCGGCUCCUGGGACAAGACCAUCCACAUCUGGAAGCCUUCCACCAGAAACCUGCUUGUUCAGCUCAAGGGCCAUGUCACCUGGGUGAAGAGCAUAGCUUUCUCCCCUGAUGGGUCACAGCUAGCCAGCGCUGGCUACUCCCAUAUGGUCAAAGUCUGGGACUGCAACACAGGAAAGUGCAUGGAGACUCUGAAGGGAGUCCUGGAUGUGGCCCACGCCUGUGCCUUCACCCCAGAUGGGAAACUCUUAGUGUCUGGAGCUGCUGAUCAGGCAAGAUGCCAACUCCGAUGCACGAUCAAAUCACCCAGAGCCUCUCAGAUAUAA